Molecule: messenger RNA, 5959 nt
Organism: Macaca mulatta (Rhesus monkey)
Lineage: Eukaryota; Metazoa; Chordata; Mammalia; Primates; Cercopithecidae
Source: RefSeq, a predicted model, not a curated record
CUUUUUUUUUUUAAGUCAUGAUUUCUUGCUUUAUCAUGAAUUCAGUUCCUUUUUAUUUGUAAUUAUUUUACAUACUCUUAGUUUCUCCUCAUGUUCAUUAAUCUUUUAUUAUUUUUAGUACUUAUACUGUAUGUUUCUUUUUACUGUGCCAACUGAAGUUUUUCAUGUUAGGUUUUUUUCUUCCACAUAUAGUUUGUAAUUUUAUAUUUUGAGCCCACCUUAUUUAAAUAUUUCCUUCCUUUGGGAAUGCUGUGAACUCUGUUGUGACAGCAUUCCCCAAGAGUGGUUCUGCUUGUGCUUUUUUGGGGGUCUUUAGGAUAUAAAAGGUAACAUAUCAGUUUUUGUUAACUUUGUGCAUUUUAUAAGUACAGUAAAUUAGAUCAUAUACUUACACUUGGCCCAGGCAUGAGGUUUUUAUUUCUUACAGGGGUCACAUCGAGUCCAAAGACAACAGAAUUCCUUAUUUCUUGUUGAGGCCAUUUGCAUCAUUUUUCUAGCUUCUUUCCAUGGAUUUAGGGAAUCUGUGUUUUAUAUAGGGACUUUAGAUUAAUCUCCCUGUGCUUGGAAGAUUAUGUCUCCUGUCCCUUCUAUACCUUUAUAGAAGGUAUAGAAUUGAUGGCUAUUUAGUGAGCCAUCAAUACCCUGGCUCACCAGCCCUCAGUUCUGUAGUGAGAACCACCCUGUCCCUGAACCACCACCACAUUCACUAAAACUUAUUGCAGAGUCUUCAGUUCCUCUGUUUCUUAAUAAGACCUUCAGCAUUCCAUUUCCUUUCCUUAAAUUUGAUAGAUUUUUAAAAAUUGUUUUACUUAUAUUAUAUUCAUUAUUUUUCUGUGCCUUUAGGUGGUCGGUCAUUGGUCUAUAUUAGCUGGGUUCAUUAUGUUUUCAAAACUGGAAGUUUCUAACAUCAGCUUCCUAGCCUAUAAAAAAAAAUUCAAAUUACAUUAUCCACAAUGCUCUUCUAACCCUAUGACUCAUAUCUCAAUAUGAACUAAUAGGAAGAAAAACAAGAAUACCAGGUCUCUUGUCGUCUUUCCAUUUUGAUAUUAAUCAGUUGUGUCUUGUUAGACAAAUCAUUAAACUUUAUUGGGCUCAAGCGUCCCCAUCUAUAAAAUAAGAAGUUGAAACUAUAUGCCUUAGAUAAAUGCAUUCUCUUCUCCAAGCUAAGCGAGUUUAAAUAUGACAAGCUUUUAGGAAAGAUACAACUUUGUAUCCAGUACUGUAAUAUUUGAUUCUUUAAUUAUUUCCAGCUGAAAUCUUUUAAAAUUUACAUUAUUGCAGUAAAUGUUUUACCCCAACUGGUUUGGUUUGCAAUAUUUUAUAUGUACCUGUAUGUAAAGAACCAUCAUAUCUUACUAUACCUAGAAAUGAAUGCAAUUAUGUUUGUCAUUUUAAGAGUCUCAAGAGUUAGUAUUAACAAAGUGCUUGUUGACAUAUUUUUUUUCUUCAAAUGGCCUUCUGAAGUCAACCUGCACUACUGCCUUUUACAUAUAGAAAAAGAAAUUAGGGUGCAUUUUUAACCUUUUCAUGUUUAAACUAAGACACAUAGUAGCUUGUCAAAAUUGCAAAACAGUCUUUGGAACAUUUAGUACAAAAUAACCCUUCUAAUUGCACGUGAUAUGAAGGACUGUAAACUUCAUAAAUCACCCAGAAGAACACAGUGUAAUUCCCUUUGGAGUAUCCUCUUUAAAAGUGGUCACAGAAUCAGACUGCAUGAUUUGAGCAUCACAGUCAAAGAUAUACUAACAGAUAUUACCCAGGUUGCCAAUGAAUUGCUGUCAGUUCAUGUUUUAUCCAUGACAAUUUUAAGGAAAAUGUAAAAAUGAUACAUUUGUUUGAACUUGUAGAGAAAAUUUAUUAAAAAUCCAAGCUUGUAGAGAAUGAUGGACUAUCUGCAGAAUAGUAGCAUAGCUAUGAUUUUGCAAACACAUGGACUCGGAUAAUCUUACCCAGUGGAGACAUACCAAUGCAAAGUGGACUAAGAUCUUGGAGUACUGAUGGACCUAUAUAUCACAUUGAGAAUGUUGAAACAACCUGAAACAAGCUAGAGAAAUUGGAGAAGCUUAAACCUGAGGAUUGGUGCCCUGAAAUUGAAGAGAAACAACAGUCAACUUUACAUGAACAGGAUGAAAUAUCAUACAACAGGAUGAUGUUAACAUGUCUCUGAGCCUGUGAGGGACAAGGCAUAGACUUAGAGCAAUCCACCCUUGCCAUUAAAAUGUAUUUUGAAGUGAGACAGGCACUUGUCUCAAAGGUCAAGGACUGAAUGUGUCUUAGAGAAGUCAUUGUGGUUGUUUUACCUUUUCAUCCACCUUUGAAAUAAAAGAUUAGAGGUAAGAUGUAAUCCAACUAGAUCCUUGCUAGGAGAAUGAAAUUUUAAAAGGAGAGCCAUAGUCACAGCUGUCUUCAAAGUAGGUAGAUGCCAAGUCUUAGGGAAGUACAGGAUUAACCAUGUUGGUAAUGACAGAACCUAAGGUAUCCCCAGCAGUGUUCUUUAAGAGUGUAAAAACCAAGGAUUAGGAGAGCAGGUGAUUGGACACAGCUGCUGAAUAAUCUUCUUAACCUCAUCUUUACUCCGCAGGGAGAAAAAUAACAGGAAAAUAAAAACUUCCACCAAGUGGUUGAUGGCAGUGAAAUAAAAGGAGCAUCAAAAGAUUAAAGGUUAUACAAAACUUAAAAGAAGCAGCGAUUCUAUUCACUUGUUAUUGGACUUGAAACUCCCUUUGACCUUGGAAACUGAAGAUGAGGUUACCAUGGGAACUGCUGAUACUGCAAUCAUUCAUGUUGUGCCUUGCAGAUGAUUCCACACUGCAUGGCCCGAUUUUUAUUCAAGAACCAAGUCCUGUAAUGUUCCCUUUGGAUUCUGAGGAGAAAAAAGUGAAGCUCAAUUGUGAAGUUAAAGGAAAUCCAAAACCUCAUAUCAGGUGGAAGUUAAAUGGAACAGAUGUUGACAUUGGUAUGGAUUUCCGCUACAGUGUUGUUGAAGGCAGCUUGUUGAUCAAUAACCCCAAUAAAACCCAAGAUGCUGGAACCUACCAGUGCACAGCAACAAACUCGUUUGGAACAAUUGUUAGCAGAGAAGCAAAGCUUCAGUUUGCUUAUCUUGACAACUUUAAAACAAGAACAAGAAGCACUGUGUCUGUCCGUCGAGGUCAAGGAAUGGUGCUACUGUGUGGCCCGCCACCCCAUUCUGGAGAGUUGAGUUAUGCCUGGAUCUUCAAUGAAUAUCCUUCCUAUCAGGAUAAUCGCCGCUUUGUUUCUCAAGAGACUGGGAAUCUGUAUAUUGCCAAAGUAGAAAAAUCAGAUGUUGGGAAUUAUACCUGUGUGGUUACCAAUACUGUGACAAACCACAAGGUCCUGGGGCCACCUACACCACUAAUAUUGAGAAAUGAUGGAGUGAUGGGUGAAUAUGAGCCCAAAAUAGAAGUGCAGUUCCCAGAAACAGUUCCAACAGCAAAAGGAGCAACGGUGAAGCUGGAAUGCUUUGCUCUAGGAAAUCCGGUACCAACUAUUAUCUGGCGAAGAGCUGAUGGAAAGCCGAUAGCAAGGAAAGCCAGAAGACACAAGUCAAAUGGAAUUCUUGAGAUCCCUAAUUUUCAGCAGGAGGAUGCCGGUUUAUAUGAAUGUGUGGCUGAAAAUUCCAGAGGGAAAAAUGUAGCAAGGGGACAGCUAACUUUUUAUGCUCAACCUAAUUGGAUUCAAAAAAUAAAUGAUAUUCACGUGGCCAUGGAAGAAAAUGUCUUUUGGGAAUGUAAAGCAAAUGGAAGGCCUAAGCCUACAUACAGGUGGCUAAAAAAUGGUGAACCUCUGCUAACUCGGGAUAGAAUUCAAAUUGAGCAAGGAACACUCAACAUAACAAUAGUGAACCUCUCAGAUGCUGGCAUGUAUCAGUGUUUGGCAGAGAAUAAACAUGGAGUUAUCUUUUCCAACGCAGAGCUUAGUGUUAUAGCUGUAGGUCCAGAUUUUUCAAGAACACUCCUGAAAAGAAUCACUCUUGUCAAAGUGGGAGGCGAAGUUGUCAUUGAGUGUAAGCCAAAAGCAUCUCCAAAACCUGUUUACACCUGGAAGAAAGGAAGGGACAUAUUAAAAGAAAAUGAAAGAAUUGCCAUUUCUGAAGAUGGAAACCUCAGAAUCAUCAACGUUACUAAAUCAGAUGCUGGGAGUUAUACCUGUAUAGCCACUAACCAUUUUGGAACUGCUAGCAGUACUGGAAACUUGGUAGUGAAAGAUCCAACAAGGGUCAUGGUACCCCCUUCCAGUAUGGACGUCACUGUUGGAGAAAGCAUUGUUUUGCCGUGCCAGGUAACGCAUGAUCACUCGCUGGACAUCGUGUUUACUUGGUCAUUUAAUGGACACCUGAUAGACUUUGACAGAGAUGGGGACCACUUUGAAAGAGUUGGAGGGCAGGAUUCAGCUGGUGAUUUGAUGAUCCGAAACAUCCAACUGAAGCAUGCUGGGAAAUAUGUCUGCAUGGUCCAAACAAGUGUGGACAGGCUCUCUGCUGCUGCAGACCUGAUUGUAAGAGGUCCUCCAGGUCCCCCAGAGGCUGUGACAAUAGACGAAAUCACAGACACCACUGCUCAGCUCUCCUGGAGACCCGGGCCUGACAACCACAGCCCCAUCACCAUGUAUGUCAUUCAAGCCAGGACUCCGUUCUCCGUGGGCUGGCAAGCAGUCAAUACAGUCCCAGAACUCAUUGAUGGGAAGACAUUCACAGCAACCGUGGUGGGUUUGAAUCCUUGGGUCGAAUAUGAAUUCCGCACAGUUGCAGCCAAUGUGAUUGGGAUUGGGGAGCCCAGCCGCCCCUCUGAGAAACGGAGAACAGAAGAAGCUCUCCCCGAAGUCACACCAGCGAAUGUCAGUGGUGGCGGAGGCAGCAAAUCUGAACUGGUUAUAACCUGGGAGACGGUCCCUGAGGAAUUACAGAAUGGUCGAGGCUUUGGUUAUGUGGUGGCCUUCCGGCCCUAUGGUAAAAUGAUCUGGAUGCUGACAGUGCUGGCCUCAGCUGACGCCUCCAGAUACGUGUUCAGGAAUGAGAGCGUGCGCCCCUUCUCUCCCUUUGAGGUUAAAGUAGGUGUCUUCAACAACAAAGGAGAAGGCCCUUUCAGUCCCACCACAGUGGUGUAUUCUGCAGAAGAAGAACCCACCAAACCACCAGCCAGUAUCUUUGCCAGAAGUCUUUCUGCCACAGAUAUUGAAGUUUUCUGGGCCUCACCACUGGAGAAGAAUAGAGGACGAAUACAAGGUUAUGAGGUUAAAUAUUGGAGACAUGAAGACAAAGAAGAAAAUGCUAGAAAAAUACGAACAGUUGGAAAUCAGACAUCAACAAAAAUCACGAACUUAAAAGGCAGUGCGCUGUAUCACUUAGCUGUCAAGGCAUAUAAUUCUGCUGGGACAGGCCCCUCUAGUGCAACAGUCAAUGUGACAACCCGAAAGCCACCACCAAGUCAACCCCCUGGAAACAUCAUAUGGAAUUCAUCGGACUCCAAAAUUAUCCUGAAUUGGGAUCAAGUGAAGGCCCUGGAUAAUGAGUCGGAAGUAAAAGGAUACAAAGUCUUGUACAGAUGGAACAGACAAAGCAGCACAUCUGUCAUUGAAACAAAUAAAACAUCGGUGGAGCUUUCUUUGCCUUUCGAUGAAGAUUAUAUAAUAGAAAUUAAGCCAUUCAGCGAUGGAGGAGAUGGCAGCAGCAGUGAACAAAUUCGAAUUCCAAAGAUAUCAAAUGCCUACGCAAGAGGAUCCGGGGCUUCCACUUCGAAUGCAUGUACGCUGUCAGCCAUCAGUACAAUAAUGAUUUCCCUCACAGCUAGGUCCAGUUUAUGACAAAAGUUAUCUCAAGGACUUGCUGUUUAUAAUAUAAGCAACAUUUAGCUAGUUGUUUUGAAGACACCCAGUACUAAGUAAUAUUGUUGUUCAAGUACAUCUUAUUACUGGAAUAAAAAUGUUUUUUGCUUCUUUA